AUGUGUUGCCAGUCCCCUGAAAAAUCUUUCUUUCUUUCUUUCUUUCUUUCUUUCUUUCUUUCUUUCUUUCUUUCUUUCUUUCUUUCUUUCUCAGUCUGUAUAUUCUUUCUUUCAAUCUCAGUCUGUUUCAUUCAUUCAUUCUUUAUUUAUCAAUCUUUCUGUCUUUCUUUCUCAAUCUGUUUCUUUCUUUCUUUCUUUCUUUCUUUCUUUCUUUCUUUCUUUCUUUCUUUCUUUCUUUGUCUUUUUUUCUUUUCACAUUGUCAUUUCGUUAUCUUUCUGUUUUUGCUUAAUCGUUUAAUUCAUUAUUUCGCCAAUUUUCUCGAUUUUUUUCUUACUUCAUUGUUAUAUGUCUCUUUGUCCUUUCUUUGUUUCUUUCUUUCUUUCUUUCUCAGGUCCUUUUCUUUCCGUUUUCUUUCUGUUCUUUUUUUCCCUUUCAAUUUCUGUUCUUUUUCUUUGUUUCUUUCUUCUUGGCGUCGAUCUUUAUUUUCUUUCGCAGAAUUUUGCCCCGAUUCUGUACUUCCUCUUUCAUCCAUUUCUCGUACUCUUUCAAUUAUCUUUCUGUUAAAUGACUUUCUCUUCAACUAUUUCCAGAACAUUACGCUUUUCCUAUUCUCAUCCACAGUUUACUUCAUUGUUCCCGCCCAUUUCUUCCUCUUUUCUACGGUUUUUUUUACCACUCCUCUCACACUCCCUUUUCGUAUCCAGCGAAAAUCGUAA
Molecule: messenger RNA, 717 nt
Organism: Acanthosepion pharaonis
Lineage: Eukaryota; Metazoa; Mollusca; Cephalopoda; Sepiida; Sepiidae
Source: the annotation of a GenBank genome assembly